Messenger RNA from Cricetulus griseus (Chinese hamster), 688 nucleotides. The record is from RefSeq and is a predicted model, not a curated record. Lineage: Eukaryota; Metazoa; Chordata; Mammalia; Rodentia; Cricetidae.
UCUGUGGAGAAUGUGGGACUGGUAAGAAUUGCAGGGAGGCCAGGAGGAUGCUCAGGAUCGGGAGGUGGGGUGAGGAGCCGUCUUCCUGUUUGUUGAGUACCUGCAAAUAUAGGCCAGGAGAUAUUAGGGAACAAAGGGCCAAAGUCCUUAUUUAUGGCCUCGGGGUAGUUAAUGUGUAAUAUUCUGGAAUAUAAGCCUGACCAAGAGGUGAUACCUUGAGCACGAGCCUCUUGGAGCGUCUGGGAGAGCUGAGGCCGGGAGCUGUCACCAUGUCGGAGAAAUUUGAGAUCACAAACUUGGACAUGAAAUCAGGGAUGACCCUGAAGAUUAAAGGCAAGAUCCACAAGGAUGUUAACAGCUUCACCAUUAACCUGGGCCAGGGGCAAGACAAGCUGAACCUACAUUUUAACCCCCGCUUCAAUGAAUCCACCAUUGUCUGCAACACUCGAGAUGGCAGCAGCUGGGGACAAGAGCAACGAGAGAGCCACAUGUGCUUCAGUCCAGGAUCAGAGGUCAAGUUCACCGUGGCCUUCCAUAACGACGAGUUCAAGGUGACGCUACCUGACGGGCACACGGUGACCUUCCCCAACAGGCUGGGCCACAACCACCUGCGCUACCUAGGCAUGGAUGGGCUCCACAUCUCCUCCUUCAAGCUCGAGUGAGCAUGCAGCUCUUCAGCUCACAAACC